UGCUUAUUAUGGAAAAUGGAAAACGACCGUAAACAUCAUCGAGGCGAGAGCUGGAGUAGAGUGCUGCGUCGACGUCGUGAAAAGUUAAGAACCAUGUCGAGUUGAUGUAACACAUUGAUUACAAAUGCCAAGCUUUCUCAGCGUAGCGUCUCUGGGCAAGCUUUGUUCUAGCAAAAUCAAUUCUCCAGCAAGGAGUUAACGUUGAAUAAGAACCCGUAGGACGUCAAGAUGGGGGAUCACAACAACGAUGACCAGAGCAGGGCUCCGCCCAAUCCACUAAAAUCAAGAAGGUCAAACAUAAAAGCUUUUGUGUCGUUCAAGAACAGCACGGACAGAAUCGUGGAUGUGAUAUGGAUGAACUUUGCUGGGCAGAGACAGACGUACACAGAGAACGGUCUAGCGCCAGGGCGUCAGCUGAACAUGCACACCUUCGAGGGCCACCCGUGGAUCGUACGAGACAAGGUCACAGGAGACACGUUGGAGUUUGUUGAUCAUGGUGUCGGGAGGCUGAUCUACAUGCCAGAACCAUGGGACGGAGGAAGGUUUUACAGGGCUCCUAUCGUCAAGAUAAGAGUUCCGAUCUACAGCCUAUACGAGAGAUCGUUACAAAUCGUCAGACAGCUAAUCCACAACCAAGACAACGUUGACGAACUUGAGAUCCCUAAACAAGUCAAGUAUGAUCUCUGUCACGUGCGGGACAUCAUUCCUCAAGCUCCGUGAAAAACCAUCAUCGUACUACCUCGUUCCCGCUGUUUUGCGAUCCAUUACGAAUGCCCUGGUAGGCCCUUCGUAAGUAAUCACAAAACUUUGGGAACCAUUCAAAUAUUGUUAUGGUCAAUACGAUUGCUACAAUGAUCUGAUACGAUGACUACGAUUGCUCCAUGAAUAAGGCCACCGUGGCGUGAAUCGUGACAGUGCGAACAAGGUAUGAGAUGAUUGAAGAUCUUGAACUUACCAACCUUGAUCUAUUUGAUAGAUCGUUGCCUGCUGGAUCAGGUCUAUCAACAAAGCAUCUGAGAAAUACAGACUUCCGCGAUUAUUGGGUAAAGCGUAUGGGAAGAACACAUGUCAGGAGGAAGGGGAUUAAGGUACUAGAAAGUGUUCUCGAAGUUGCGUGAAAAUCCAGUGAUGGUGCUCCCUGCUGGAUCGAGUCUGUCAGGUGCGAAAAGCGUCUGAGAAACACUGAGUUCCGCGAUUGUCGGAUGAAGCGUAUGGGAAGAACACAGGUCAGCAGGAAGGGGAUUAAGGUACUAGAAAGUGUUCUCGAAGUUGCGUGAAAAUCCUACAGUGAUGGUGCUCCCUGCUGGAUCGAGUCUGUCAGGUGCGAAAAGCGUCUGAGAAACACUGAGUUCCGCGAUUGUUGGAUGAAGCGUAUGGGAAGAACACAUGUCAGGAGGAAGGGGAUUAAGGUACUAGAAAGUGUUCUCGAAGUUGCGUGAAAAUCCUACAGUGAUGGUGCUCCCUGCUGGAUCGAGUCAGGUGCGAAAAGCGUCUGAGAAACACAGAGUUCCGCGAUUGUCGGAUGAAGCGUAUGGGAAGAACACAGGUCAGCAGGAUGAGGGUUAACGUACUGGAAAGUGUUCCGGAAGUUGCGUGAAAAUCCUUCAGUGAUGUGACAUCGAAAUUACACUUCUGCCCUCACAGGGCUGAUCUCUGAAAUCAGCAGAGGGAGAGAACC
Molecule: messenger RNA, 1678 nt
Organism: Lytechinus variegatus (green sea urchin)
Lineage: Eukaryota; Metazoa; Echinodermata; Echinoidea; Temnopleuroida; Toxopneustidae
Product: von Hippel-Lindau disease tumor suppressor-like
Exons: 4
Coding region: 229-720 (163 amino acids)
Source: RefSeq, a predicted model, not a curated record